UGUUUCUGGUUUCUUUGCCUCGUGUCUGUGUCUUUCAACCUAAACAAUGGAUAGAGAAGAUCAGAAGGCGUCUCUACUGUCUCCAUUGGUACAUAUCACAGUGGAAGAUAGACUCAAAGUUGAUAAUAAUAUAGAGCGAAACAAGGAUAAGGCAAUAGAGAGAGCUGAAGUGUAUGAAGAAGUGAGGAAGCAGUUAUGGCUAGCAGGGCCUUUAAUAUCUGUUUCUAUAUUAAAUUAUUCCCUACAAAUUAUAUCUGUGAUGUUUGUGGGGCAUCUCGGCGAAUUGCCCCUCUCUGGUGCUUCAAUGGCUACUUCUUUUGCUUCUGUCACUGGUUUUAGCUUAUUGGUGGGAAUGGCUAGUGCUUUGGAUACCUUGUGUGGACAAUCAUAUGGAGCAAAGCAGCACCAUAUGUUAGGCAUACACAUGCAGAGGGCCAUGCUUGUUCUUAUGAUUGUUAGCAUACACCUUGCAUUUAUAUGGGCAAACACAAGAUCCAUUCUAAUUGCCCUCGGCCUAGAUCCUGAAAUAUCUGAAGCAGCUGGACAAUAUGCUCAGCUAAUGAUUCCAAGUCUUUUUGCCUAUGGAAUUCUUCAGUGCCUCAACAGAUUUUUGCAAACCCAAAAUAUUGUAUUUCCAAUGGUGUUCAGCUCUGGAGUCACUACUUUACUGCAUAUUCUUAUAUGUUGGACUAUGGUAUUCAAAUCUGGACUUGGGAACAGAGGAGCUGCCAUUGCAAAUGCUAUAUCUUACUGGAUAAAUGUCUUGAUCCUAACACUCUAUGUCAAGUUUUCUCCCUCAUGUUCAAAAACUUGGACUGGAUUUUCAAAAGAGGCUUUGCAUGGCAUCCCUUCUUUUCUUAGAAUUGCAAUUCCUUCUGCUGUUAUGGUUUGCUUGGAAAUGUGGUCAUUUGAAAUGAUGGUUCUCCUCUCUGGCCGUCUUCCAAAUCCAAAAUUGGAAACAUCAGUUCUUUCUAUCUGUCUGAAUACUUCAACAACUGUUUGGAUGAUCCCCUUUGGACUCAGUGGAGCUGUAAGCACUCGUGUAUCAAAUGAACUAGGAGCUGGUCAUCCACAAGCUGCACGUUUAGCUGUGUAUUUUGUCUUUAUAAUGGCCAUUAUUGAGGGAACUUUUAUUGGAGCAGUGAUAAUACUAGUACGCAAUAUUUGGGGCUAUGCAUAUAGUAAUGAAGUAGAAGUUGUCCACUAUGUAGCUAUCAUGUUGCCAAUUCUUGCGACAUCCAUUUUCCUGGAUGGACUCCAGUGUGUUCUUUCAGGCACAGCUAGAGGAUGUGGUUGGCAAAAAAUAGGUGCUUUCAUUAAUCUAGGAUCAUACUAUUUAGUUGGGAUUCCAUCAGCUAUCUUAUUUGCUUUUGUCAUGCACCUUGGUGGGAAGGGGCUUUGGCUAGGGAUCAUAUGUGCACUAGUUGUUCAAGUGUCAUGUCUUCUAAUCAUUACUAUACGUACUGAUUGGGAACAAGAGGCAAAGAAGGCUAAAGAAAGGGUGUAUCAUUCAAUGAGAGCUGAGAUCAUAGUCUCAUAAGUAUAAAUGAUCUUUUCACCUACUAUAUUUUAACUACUUGUGGCAAGAGAAUCUAACCUUGCAUUCAAUCAAAGCCAAGUCUCUCAAAUGAGCACAUUUAUCUAUCAAGAAGUUACAGGAUCAAAUAUUGCACCUGUAGUACGUUGUACUUCAUAACUUCAUGUAAGAAGUUAAAAUAAUAAGAUUUAGCAUACGGUAGAAUAUCAACAAGUGAAUUAGGUGUUAAUCUUAAUAGGAAAU
Molecule: messenger RNA, 1780 nt
Organism: Cajanus cajan (pigeon pea)
Lineage: Eukaryota; Viridiplantae; Streptophyta; Magnoliopsida; Fabales; Fabaceae
Product: protein DETOXIFICATION 16
Biological process (GO): xenobiotic detoxification by transmembrane export across the plasma membrane
Cellular component (GO): membrane
Molecular function (GO): antiporter activity; xenobiotic transmembrane transporter activity
Source: RefSeq, a predicted model, not a curated record